UAAGGACAACUUUAAAACCAAAGAGUUACUAUUCUAUUAUGCACUUUUACUGAAAGUUCGAAAAUUAAAACAUAGUACAUGUUUUGAUCUAUAUUUUGAAUUUCAUUUACUUCCUAUAAAUGUUCGUUGUUUAUUCGGCUUUUCGAUUCAGUUUUCCAGUUUCGACUUUUUUUUUAAAAAAUUCAAGAGUUAUAAUACUUAGCUUUAUUGAAUCAACAAUUCCGUUAAACUGGAAAAAAAAAAAUUUGCGCUAAGUUACCACGUAUGCGCGCUUUAUUUUUGAAAUAGCAUCAGUCCCAUCCCAAAUAAAAAAUUUGACCAUACUCAAUAUGUAAACUUGAGAAAAGAUUUAAUUUCCAUUACAAAUUAUUUUAAUAAUUUUAAGUUUGUGAAUGCAUUGAGUAUUACAUUCUUGUAAGCUAUUCUUCAUAAAUUAGGCUCAGCUGAUAGUGUACACAAUUGGCCGACUGAAUUUGCAUCGAUCAUAUGAUUUAUUAUUAAAAGUAAUGGCUCCCGGUGCAAAAAAGAAGAAUAGUAAUAGAAGAACUGUAGAUAAUAUACCAGAUGGUAAAAAGAAUUUCAAGAAUAAUUUUGCAGACAAGCCAGAUAGUAUUUCAAAUCACUCAACCAAAGAACAUGAUAUAGAACUUGAUCAAGACAAAAGAUUUAGCAAGCGAAGUGUUUCAAGUAAUUGGCAAAAAUAUGAUGAAGUACCCAGUGACCCACAUGCUGACACAACGAGAGGUAAAGAUUUUGAAGUUUUAUUAAGCUAUUCUGGAGGUUCUGAAUCACAGUUGCAGUUACAGGAAGAAAAGGAUUGGGAAGAAGCUGUGAAUGAAAAAACUAUUGCAUUAGAUAUUAAAGAUUUAGUUCAUAUUGUAAAAACUGUUCCUUUCCAUAAGCAGUUAAAUUUGCCGACAGACAUUUUCACUGAAUCCCAACUAGCUAGGUUUAACUCUGAUGCUGAAAGUUGGAAGAAAUCUUAUACCCCAAUUUACUCUUCAAAAAUAAUAUCUGGUGAGGUCGAAAAUGUAAAAACUGAAAUUCCGGAAAAUUUAGAUUCAAGCUUAAAUAUCAUCGAUAAUUCUGCCUCUGACGACGUUGAUGAACCUGUGCCCACCAAGCUGCCUAUUUUGUUAGAAGAUAAAACCGAGAGUAUUAUUGAAUCUUUAGCCUCAUGUUUAUCUUUAAAAACAACUUUUCCAGAAAAGAAGAGUGCUUUGAAAGAAGAGGUUGCAAAAGAAACUCAGUCUUUCCCUGAUGAUUUAGAUUUUUUAUUAUCAUUAAAUGUGUCUUUAAAAAAUCCUGUUCAACAAGAAAAGCAAAAUGAUAGUGAAAAAACCAAUGUUGAUGAGUGGUUAAACAGCUUUUUAGAUGAUUAAAACUUUAAAAUUAAUAAAAAACAAUAGAUUAGUGCUUAACAAAUUAUGCGGAAGGUAUAGUUGUUAUUGUUUAACAACUUUUGUGUUCAUUCUUGGAAAUGUAAUAACUUGAUUUGUGAUAUUUUCUUAUUUAUUGCAAUAAAAAUUGAUGCUAUUGAAA
Messenger RNA from Parasteatoda tepidariorum (common house spider), 1542 nucleotides. RefSeq lists its product as uncharacterized. NCBI's taxonomy places the organism in Eukaryota, Metazoa, Arthropoda, Arachnida, Araneae, Theridiidae. Gene Ontology annotation, biological process: negative regulation of G2/M transition of mitotic cell cycle. The record is from RefSeq and is a predicted model, not a curated record.